This is a messenger RNA of Talaromyces marneffei, 231 nucleotides long. RefSeq lists its product as uncharacterized. The record is from RefSeq and is a predicted model, not a curated record. The coding region runs from base 1 to 231 and encodes 76 amino acids. NCBI's taxonomy places the organism in Eukaryota, Fungi, Ascomycota, Eurotiomycetes, Eurotiales, Trichocomaceae. The transcript is spliced from 2 exons.
AUGACUGCCAGCGAAAUUACGGACCGACUGGAACUCUAUAACGACAUUCGAUACGCUAGGGCAACCAAGAUCCAGUCGUUUUCCAGACUAGUCGGCAAAGAUCUCAAGCUUGGUGACGCAAAACCCAAUAUGUGGGAAUUUCAAAACUACAACUUCGGGCAUGACGAAUGGCACAAUUCAACACAAAGAUUUCGAGAAUGGACAUGGAAACGUAACCAAAGCGCUUACUAG